UCGUGUCUUCUUGAGCCUUCGAGAGACGUCUUAAUACAAUAUUUGGCCAUGCGCCCACAAAGAUGCUAGGUCGCGACCCACUGUCGGCGUAAGGAGUGGUUCGGCAGGGAUCGAACCGCACAGUGUCGCGCAUUUUGUCCGCUAGCCUCGAAUCGCGACCAUUGAGGAUGAGCAUCACGCUCCGAAAUGCCACGCUCUGGCUUUCUAACCUCAUCCUCAUUGCGGCUCUUCUGAUCUUCGCAAAGGGAUUUUUCCCUCACAAAGCCUUCUUACCGGGGCUGGCGACAUGGCCCGCCACGUCCGAAGCAGGCCCUCGGUCGGCCCCGUUCGAUCGUGUCAUCUUUAUGGUUGUUGAUGCUUUGCGGAGCGACUUUGUCUACGGAAAUGCUUCGAGCUUUACUUUCACCCAAAGCCUCAUCAGAUCUGGCGCUGCUGUCCCGUUCACCGGCCAUGCCAGUCCGCCAACUAUAACGAUGCCGCGCGUCAAGGCCAUCACCACGGGCUCCGUCCCAAGUUUUGUGGACCUCAUUCUCAAUUUUGCAGAGUCGGACACGACGUCGACCCUCAAGGAUCAAGACACAUGGCUGGCCCAGCUACGAGCCAAAGGCGGCAACCUCGUCAUGUAUGGAGACGACACGUGGCUUCGCCUGUUCCCAGAUUUCUUCGCUCGAGCCGAUGGCACGACGAGUUUCUUCGUGUCCGACUUCACCGAGGUCGACAACAAUGUCACCAGGCAUAUCCCUGCUGAGCUAGCGAACCACGACUGGUCUGCGAUGACGCUCCACUUCCUGGGCCUGGACCAUAUCGGGCACAAGACAGGACCCAAAGGACCAAGAAUGCCGGCAAAACAGGCGGAGAUGGAUGGUAUCGUGCGGGACAUUUAUGCCAAAUUGGAAAGCUACGACCAUCUCAAGUCAUGCUUGUUAGUCCUGCUUGGUGACCAUGGGAUGAAUGAGGGUGGCAACCAUGGCGCAUCCUCCCCAGGAGAGGUUUCCACAGCUCUCACUUUCAUCUCUCCGAAGUUCAAAUCGGCGUUCGAAGGACAAUCUUGCCCCAUCGACGACGCAGCUGACUAUCAGUACUACAACACCGUUGAACAAUCCGAUAUAGUCCCGACCCUUGCUGCUAUGCUGGGAUUUCCCAUUCCCCUUAAUAACCUCGGGGUUAUUAUGCCGCGACUCUUGGAACUCUGGACGCAUCCCCGUGAUCAAUAUGCUCUCCUCUACAGCAAUGCAGAACAGAUUUUGCGGAUUGCACAAGCCACAUUUCCGAAAGAGUUCAGUCAAGUGUCAACAUCUGCCGAAUGCUCGGUGACUGAUGGAGACGACGCUGAAGUCCUUGCCUGUCUAUGGCAACAUGUCUCAGCGGAGCAUCAAGCUGUCGCCACGGACCAGACCUAUUCCACCCCACCGACAACUCGUCUCAACGCCUUUCUGUACAAAGCACAGAACCUUCUCAGUGGCACCGCCAGUAAUUAUGACCUCACUAGCAUGCAGAUCGGUAUAGGACUCAGCGUGCUGGCGCUGGCGCUCUGCGCGCCCAGCUUUGUACAGGGUGUCCUCUCAGCAGGUGUCGAUGGGGUGAUCCUGCUCGUCAUCAUGCUCGCAUUUGCCGUCACCAUGUUCGCCAGCAGCUACGUCGAAGAAGAGCACCAGUUCUGGUAUUGGACCCUUGCUGGCUAUCUAGUCGUCGUACACUGCCGAGACAGCCGGUUCACACUGGUCCACACCAAGGGGGUUGCCCGUUCUCUCCUGGAGGGACCCACGGGCACGGCGCUCGCAUACCUGCUGUUCGGCGUGGCCCGGCGAUGGAAGCAGACUGGGCAGAAAUACGCCGGCGAGGCCGACCUCCUCGGCGAGGUCAUCACGCCCAAUCCAUGGGUCCUCUGGAUGCUGGUCAUGCUCGCAUACAUGGCGCUGUCGCGCAACCUGAGCCGUCGGGCCGGGGUGUGGAUGGGCUCGCCGCAGAUGGGCAUCCUGCCGGCGCUGGUGUCCGUCUCAGCGUUCCUCUUCAAGAUCGCUUUCACCGCCGCGGACGCGCCCGAGCUGCUCGCCUCGUUCCCCGUCCUCAACCCGCUGGUCGGGUUCGUCUCGGCGUACCCGCUCGUCAGCAUGGCGCGGGUGGUCUUCCUGGGCCUCGCCCACCUGCUCGGCUGCGCAAUCUACUACGAGACACCGUGGAAGGGCGCGGCGCACCUCUUACGGUUUCUGACCGCGUUCCAGGACGUGUUGUCACUGCUUCUCAUCACGCAGACGCGCACCGUCUACGUGCCGCUGUUCCUGUUCUUCAACCUGCAGCUCUACCUUCUCCGGCGCGGCCGACGCCGUUCGGUGGGCGAGAUCGCCGUGCUCGCCCUCCUGUUCCAAUACGCCUCCUUCUUUACCUUUGGCAGCACGAACUCCAUCGCCACCAUCGAUCUGUCUAACGCAUACAACGGUGUCGCGGGCUACAAUAUGGCCGCCGUGGGCAUCCUCACGUUCAUAAGUAACUGGGUUGGUCCGAUAUGGUGGUCCUUUGCAAUUUGCCAGUUGUUCAGCUCUCUCCAUCUCCAAGGCGGUGCAUAUUCCUUCCUCUUUACGGCGUUGGCUACCUUUUCCUGCAUCCAUGCCUUGUCGGUCAUGGUGGCUUGCAUGGUCCUCCGAGAACACCUCUUUAUAUGGACCGUCUUCUCCCCAAAGUAUCUCUACACGGCGGCCUGGGUGGUGGGCCAGCACACCGUCAUCAAUGCAGUCUGUGUCGGGUCGCUGCUUUGGCGAACAGGGGGCUAAUUGUCGGAAAACCGGUAGAGAUAAUUUGGCCUCACGAAUAGAUAUAAAAUCUAGACAGGAUUUCAUCUCGACUACUUGUCGACAAUUUUAUAAAUGACCGUUCAGCUGUUCUUUCGAGGCGCAAAAGCCGUCGAAGAAUUGGCCGAUCCCUUGCGUAUCGUCGAUGGAGAUCACUUUCGAGACAUCUAGAGCAGCGAGGUCAGUAGGCAGGCAGGCCUCAAGCGCAGCGACAGGGAGUCCUGUGAAACGUACAUUGGUCAGGGCGCACAAUAACCGUGGCGCCUUUGUCCGGGUCGAUGCCGUACUUCUCAUACGCAUGGCCAUGGCCCGAGUUAUAAUGUUCAUCGUCGACGAACACUUUGUGGAGAUCUUUCAGCACGCAAAGAUGGAAAAAUCAGCAAAAAAGUAGUGAAUUCCUGC
This is a messenger RNA of Cladophialophora immunda, 3188 nucleotides long. RefSeq lists its product as uncharacterized. Gene Ontology annotation, biological process: GPI anchor biosynthetic process. Gene Ontology annotation, cellular component: endoplasmic reticulum membrane. The transcript has a single exon. The coding region runs from base 168 to 2768 and encodes 866 amino acids. The record is from RefSeq and is a predicted model, not a curated record. NCBI's taxonomy places the organism in Eukaryota, Fungi, Ascomycota, Eurotiomycetes, Chaetothyriales, Herpotrichiellaceae.